AUGACAGCCAACCAUACAUCAGGGCUUGUCCUGCUGAGCAGAACACUCGCAGACCAUUUCACCACACCAACAGCGUCCACGUUUGCCGCAAGCCGGAACGGCAGCCACGAAUAUGCCUGCGAUGAGGGUGACAUCUUGGACGAUCUUGUCGGGCCGACACAUUCGCGGCCGCGACUACUACGCCCUACCAUACACGACGUGGACGACGAGGAUAGCGUGUCAACCUGCUCCAGCGUCACGGCGGGUGCUGACAAUGACAAGAGUUCUGUCAGCAGCCGCGGUCGCAGCCAGUACAGUGACAUAACCAGCGUCACAAGCAUCAGCGAAAGUGGCAGCGUAGCACCGUCCAAGGCCAUUGGUGGAGGAUUGCCAAGCAACGCUGGUGCCGGCGGCGGCGGUAGAAACGGUCGUCGUCGACGGCGGAGAAACAACCGCGGUCAAUCGUCUGUGGCAGCAUCAGAGGCAGCUUCCGAAACGGCAUACAAGACUGCGUCUGUUGCCGACUCCGUCACCCCAAACGAGCUAAAGAGCAGGAAUAACAAGACACGCAGCGCCAAAACAGCAACGGUGAAGACCAACAGCAGAAACAGAGACGUCAAGAGCGCCAAUCCGGGCAGAGAUUCAUCACCAGGACCUGUUGUACGACGCAGCCGGAAUGCCACCAAUGGUCCCUACUCCCAUGAGGCUGCCUCGACACGAGACAGCAACAACAAGCCGCGUCGGUCUCGCCAUCCACGGCUCAUUAUCGGUCUGGAUCUGGAUGCGGAGAUGGAGCUCAAGUCCAAGGUGCAGGGUGACAUAUGUCUGACGCUCGUGAUGGAAGAAGAGGCCAAGAGAGCUCCCCGCAAGUCGCCGGAACUGCGGCUGAAAAAGACCAACAACGGCCGACUCGUGGCGGAAGAAGACGAUAGAUACGAGGACGCAGAUGACGUCGAGAGUGAGGACGAAAGUGAGCUUGAGGACAGUGUCAAAAUCAAAGGACUUACAGAGAAGACGAAGACGAAGAGCACGGAGAGACAAUCAAAAGAGAGCGCACAAGAGCCAAAGCCGGCCCCGUCGAACACAGACAAUGGUGACAGACAGGCGGGAUCUACUCGCAAAGGCAGGCGGGAGAUCUGUCACAUGCGCAUCGGCCGCUUCAACCUGUCGCGGCGCUGGUGGAUGGACGGCUUCGAGCUGAUAGGACGAGUUCCGCCGCCUGUGAUCGUUUUUACCGUGGCUUCUCUGCCGGUCGUUGGCUUCGCUGCCGGUUGGAUAGCAUCAUCUCAAUGGAACACGGGCUCUAUGGUAUGUGUUUAG
Messenger RNA from Grosmannia clavigera kw1407, 1299 nucleotides. RefSeq lists its product as uncharacterized. The record is from RefSeq and is a predicted model, not a curated record. The coding region runs from base 1 to 1299 and encodes 432 amino acids. The transcript is spliced from 2 exons. NCBI's taxonomy places the organism in Eukaryota, Fungi, Ascomycota, Sordariomycetes, Ophiostomatales, Ophiostomataceae.